AUGGCUGCAUCUAAAUCUGCCCAAAUAUGCUUUCCCCCUUCCCAACUGGGUGAAGCCUGUGAUAAGAAUAAAGAUGACCUAAUCCUGGGGAGUCUUGAGGCCCUUGAAAUCCUAUUUGCAGCUUAUCCCCAUGUUAUGUAUUCAGGGUGUGAGCACUAUGAACACCAGAAAACAUUGUGCCAGCAGUCCAGGGCAAAGAGGACUGAGGAUGAUGACACUGAGCAAUGGGAUCAGUUCAUUGGUAUCACAAAAACUGACAAGGAUCUAGAGGAGAAGGAACUUCCAUAUGAAGAGCUCAUUAUUGACAAGCUACCUGAUGGCUAUGACUUUGACAAGUUUGGUUUAGUAGUUCACAGGGAUUGUGCAGUGGCCUCCAAAUAUGAGAAUCAGAAGAGCAGCCAGAAUGGUGACAAAGAAUACAAUGAAGGAAAGAGCAAUCAAGAGUGCAACCAAGAGUGCAACUCUGAGAGUUAUCAAGAGACUGGUCAAGACAGUGAUCGGGAGGGUGGUCAAUGGGGUGGCCCCCGGGGUGAGUUUCAAGAGAGCAAUGGCCAAGAGAAAAUCGAACUUGACUGGCUCCGCGGAUCACAAAAAAGCUAUGUGGAAAAUGCAUCUGCUGUGCAACCUGUUCCUUUUCAUGUUAAAGAGGUGCUGAAUAAGUUCUGUAAUGGAGCAGUGCAAAGCAAGGACCAGAAUGAUUGGAUGGAGCCUGACAAGGCGGAGUCUCAGGUCGCCACGGAAGAACUUUAA
Molecule: messenger RNA, 750 nt
Organism: Coccidioides immitis RS
Lineage: Eukaryota; Fungi; Ascomycota; Eurotiomycetes; Onygenales; Onygenaceae
Exons: 4
Coding region: 1-750 (249 amino acids)
Source: RefSeq, a predicted model, not a curated record